Doryrhamphus excisus (bluestripe pipefish) is the source of this 3909-nucleotide messenger RNA. The record is from RefSeq and is a predicted model, not a curated record. Lineage: Eukaryota; Metazoa; Chordata; Actinopteri; Syngnathiformes; Syngnathidae.
UACAAACAAAUAUAGAAACAGAUAAGCAAUAUCAUGAUUGAUCAUUUUGUUGUUCAGACAGUCAACAAGGACAAAAGUGAGCAGGAAAAGAAUGAAGGGAGGAGGAGGAUCAAGUGAAAAGGUGUCAUAUUAUUUUGGGUAUCUUCUUUCGGUCACCUGACCUCACCUGCAGUUGGCACCGCCUCUUCAGCUUUGAUAGACAAGCUGCCGCAUCCAUUUUGGAGUCUUUUCACCUCGAGACAUUAAAGAAGACUCACGAAGAGCCGCCAUGGAGGAGAAACCAGAAGGAGAGUGGAGGAGGAGGCUACCCAGGUUGAAGAUCACUGGAAGGUUCUGGAAGAACAGCAGACAGCAGGACCCCACAGCAGAAGACGAGUCAGAGGAGACCAGCGGGAAGUUGACGGUCACAGAUGCAGAGCCUGAGGAGACCAGCAGGAAUUUGACAGACAUGGAGGCGGAGCUUGAAGAGACCAGCAGAAAGUUGGUCAUCAGGGAGGAGGAGCUCUUCAGUCAAGACCCUCCCAGCGAGGAGGACGAGGACCAACUCCAGCGUGACCUGGAGGCCCUGAAGCUGCACAUUCUGAUGGUUAUCAACCGCACCUUCGACUCUUCGUCCUCGGUGGAGUCCAAUGCCCUGAGGAGCGCUGUGGCAGCCAUGCAGCUGCAGGAAGUGCAGGACCGGCGGUGGGCGGGUCACCCUGAGGGGCGUGUCCCAAUGUGGCGUCCUCAGAAAUAUCUCAGUGCUCACAAUGCGCUCCUCGCCAAGGUGGUGGAGUCCAGGCUGGCCAAGGCUGCCGAGGAGUCGAGCGACGCUGACGGACUCUCGUCUCCCUUCAAGAGGCAGGUGUGUCGCAUGGGCAAGCGUGUGAAGGCGGACCUUCUGAGGGUUUCACUGGUGGUUCAGGACUCUUAUGGCACCGACGUGGACGUGGUCAACAUCUACGCCGGCUUGUGUCAUGGUUGUUUCUCCGCCCGAUUGGCCCAAAUGACUUCUGCUGGACUGGAAGCAGAUGACUCCGCCUACCUGCUCUUCUGGGCCAAUUGCUACUAUCCACAGGAAAUACUAAAGCACGAAGACCUGCAGAGGAGCAUAAAAAGUUCAUGUCUGGGGUCUCUCCUGCCAAAGGAGGAGGUGCAGAACCUUGAAGAGCAGUACAUGAAGAGGAAGGAACACCAGAUGGACAUGUGGCUGAACAACAUCCUGCACCGAGAAGAAGACAACUGGUCCAAGGACGAGACACCAGAAUCCAUCGACAACUACUACUUCUCUCCGCUGGCCAUCGAAGUCAUUCAGGUGAUAGAUGGAUCCCUGAAGGAGUGCAGCAGUCUAAUCAAUGAUGGCAGAAAAUAUCAGAAGAUCACUGCCCGCCUGGAGAGCUUCCUUGGCAGGUACAAGAAGAGUAUGGAGAAGUUGGUGAAGAGGAACCAUGGCAGUGUAUCAGCGGUGGUGAAAGCUCACUUGGCUUGUGAGGAGCAACUCAGAGACUACGUCGGAAGUCAAACAGGAAGCCUGACAGAGGAGCACAGACGUCGCUGUGAGGACAUUUUGGAUGAGCUGAGGGAUGGCGGCUACUCCUGUUUCACUCGCCCCAUCCACCAACAACUGAAGGUGUUUUAUAAACAGCUGUGGACUUCCAGCUGGUUGGACCAGUCACUUCCUGUCAUCGACGCUUUGUUGGACUCUUUGUAUGAACACUUGGCUCAUCUGGCUGACAUGAAACCUUCCUGCAGACAGCGCUUGCUGUGUGUCCUCCAUGAGGAUAUGGUUUUUGAAUAUGUGAAGAGGAUGAUGAAGAGCAGGAUGAAGAGCAGGGAGCAGCAGGUGGGCGGAGCUCAGCAGAUGUCCGAAGACGCCCAAAAGAUGAAUGACUUCUUCAGUGCGGUGGGCUGCGGCGGGUCGUUGCGGCUAGAAACGAUGCUCUGCGACUUGGCCGCCAUCCUUCGACUACACGACCCUGGGAGCGUGAGGCUGGAGAUGGUUGCCUUCGCCACGAAGUUCCCCACCCUCAGUGACGUCCCGCUGUCGUUGCUGCUCACCCUCAAAUCAGACCUCUCGGCGGCUGAUGUCGGCUCCAUCAGGCGCAGUUUGGAGGAGCUGUGUCUCUGUCCCGCCUCCACCAAUCAGAGCUCAGUGUUCUUCUCCAAGCUCAAAGUCCGAUGGGUCGGUGACAGGCAAGCUCACUCGGACCAGACCCAGUCUGACUGAUGCAGCCCCCCCUACGAACGCACCCCCCAGGUCCAGUGUGCAGAAUGAAGGCUCCAAAGUGUUUCACAGACUUUAUUUGGGAUGUUUCAGCGGUCCAAACAGGAACUAAAAAUUGUGGAGGUGUUAGCGUUCUAGUGGCUCACUAAUGUCCCGUAGGACUCAUUCAGGUUACAGUGACGUUUGGGGGCGGGGUGUGGUUAGAGUGCGUGGGAGGGGGGGUGUCAGAGAAGAAAGGCUAAAGUGCAGUUCACUUCUGCUCGGGCAUCAGAUCAUCGAUGGAGUCUCCGGACUCGAGACGUUUCUCCAUUUCGACCAGCAGGUUGACACCGUCCACCACCAUCUGGACCAGCUCCACCUCAGAGAAACCCAACCGGUCGGCGUUGGAGAUGUCAAAGACUCCACCCACCGCUGCAGUGUCCACGCCCCCUGCAGAGACAAGACAAGGACUUGAGACCAAACGGGUCCAAGAGCAGACCAACGGGUUCCGACAAAGGUUCUACCUGUCCCUCUCUUCUGCAGCCUCAGGCGUUUCAGAAUCUCUCCGAAGAGCUCGUUCUUGCUGAGGUUGGGAAGUUUCACGUGGACCCCGGCCCGUAGACCCGUUCCCAGGUUGGACGGGCAGGUGAGGACGUAGCCCAGGUGCUCGUUCCACAUGAACUCGUGGCCGCGCUCCUUGAACAGGUCCUCAAUCUGCACGAUAAGACCGCCUUCACGUAACUGCCGUGCCUCGGCGCAAACAGGAAGUCAGAGUUGCGCUGCUGACCUUGGUGAGUCCGGUGCAGAAGCGUGAGAAGACCUCCCUCAUGUUGCCGCCUUUUUGCAUGCUGAUGACUCGCAGGUGGUCUUCCUCGUUGACCCAAACCAGGAAGGUCUUGUUGUCGUUGUGCCUGCAAGCAGACGGAUAAGCGUCAUCUUCUGCAACAAUUUGCCAAAACUACGCCUCCGCCGUGUGAGUAAGACAAAACCGGUUCUGACCAGAUCCCACGGCCGUCUGGCCAAUCGCGGGCCAUGCCAGAUGCCAGCAGCAGCGGCGAGACAGGCUUGUCAAACAGGAAGUGGUCAUCAAUGAGCUGCUGCUGCUCCUCCUCAGUCAUGUUCUUCAGGGCGUAGUAACGACCUUUUAAGUCGCCAUCGAGGGCGUCCAGACCUGCACAAGGUCAGGGGUUACACGUGGAGUCUCGCUGAUUUUUCUUAUAUUUGUUGUCAUAGUAACUGCAGGGGAUUGGGACAGGAAAUCAUUGGUCACCUGCCAGCCCCGAGGCUCCGCGGGAGAAGCUAUUAAUGCAGGGCACCAAGAGCACCACCUAGUGACCAUUCUUUUAACAACAUGGACAAAGCCACUUCCCUGUCCUUAACAGCAGGCCAAAUGCUUCAAACAAACUUGCCCAGUAGGGGGCGCUGCAGAGAGUACACAUGUAAACGAAAGAUGAUUGUGACGUCAUACUUUCAAGGGAGAGGUUCUCGAUGGCCCGGCGUUCUCCGCGGCUGCAGUGUGGCGGCAAACAGAAGCCACGGAUGCUGCGACCCGUCCGAACCCGAGAGCUCAGAACGUAGUUUGGAUCCAGAUCAUCUCCACCCUGAGAGAAGAUGUCAGGACUGGUAUGAUCCAAACUUUGACUCAUGUUGGCUGAUAUUACAUUUUAUUAUGUUAGAUUAUGAUUAUGAGCGUGAUGCACCGCUUUGUUGGUUUUUACAUGUUUGAA